GAAAUGCUGGUCGGACCAAAUAUACAUCAAGACAUCCUAGUUAUUUUAGAUAAAUGCAAGAGUCUUACUGUACUAAAGCAACUUCAAAGCCAUCUCAUAACCAUUGGCCAUGGACAAACACAGCUUUAUGCAUUCAAGCUUGUUCGUUUUUGCACCAUCUCUCUGUCCAACCUUUAUUAUGCUCGCUUAAUCUUCAACUACAUAAAUCUCCCUAAUGUUUACCUUUAUACUGCUAUGAUCACUGCAUACACUUCCGUUCUUGAUCAUAAUUCAUCUAUCUUGUUAUACCGUGGAAUGUUUCGUAAUGGCUGGGUGUCAAAGCCCAACCAUUUUGUGUUCCCUAUUAUUAUGAAGUCUCUCACUGAAACUACAAAGCUUUACGGGGUUGAAAUGGCGCAUAAUAAUAUUGAGAAGAUGGGUUUUGGAAAAUACCCUGUUGUGCAGACAGCUCUUUUGGAUGCUUAUUCGAGGUUUUCGUCCGAUAUUAGAGUUGCCCGCCAACUGUUCGAUGAAAUUACGGAGAGGAAUGUGGUUUCUUGGACCGCGAUGAUAUCGGGAUAUACUAGAGUAGGGCAAAUGGGGGAUGCUAUUUUGCUUUUUGAAGAGGUACCUCGGAAUAUAAGAGACACUCCUUCUUGGAAUUCGAUAAUUGCAGGGUGCACGCAAAACGGGUUGUUUAGUGAGGCGAUAUCGAUGUUAAGAAGAAUGACUGUUGAGGAAGGGAAUAAUAAGCCUAAUGAUGUUACGUUUGCGUGUGUACUUGCUGCUUGUGGGCACACUGGGAUGCUUCAGCUAGGAAAAUGUAUUCAUGGGUACAUGUAUCGAAAUAAUCUGAAUUCGAGUUCUCUUGCUCUAAAUGCUCUCAUUGAUAUGUAUGGAAAAUGUGGUAGCUUGAAAGAAGCAAGAAAUAUUUUCGAUAAGGCUAAUAGGGGUAGUUUGACAUGUUGGAAUUCCAUGAUCAAUUGUUUGGCCCUUCAAGGCCAUUGGGAAGGUGCUGUUGGAGUUUUCAAAGAUAUGUUGCGACAUGGAGAUGAUGUAAAACCUGAUGCAGUGACUUUCAUUGGCUUGUUCAGUGCCUGUACUCAUGGAGGAUUGGUGGAUGAGGGGCUUAGUUAUUACGAUUUGAUGACACAGGUAUACGGAAUUAACCCUGAAAUUGAGCAUUAUGGGUGUUUGAUUGAUCUUCUCGGACGAGCAGGUAGGUUUGUGGAAAUUAUGAAAAUCGUGAGGGAGAUGCACAUAACUCCAGAUGCAGUUAUAUGGGGUUCCUUGCUUAAUGGAUGCAAAAUUCAUGGGCGUAUAGACUUGGCAGAAUAUGCACUGGACAAAUUGAUUAGUAUUGAUCCCAACAAUGGUAGUUAUUACUCUAUGCUGGCUAAUUUAUAUGGGGAGUUGGGCAAGUGGGAUGAGGUUCGAAGGGUAAGGAAGAUCCUAAAUCAGCAGAAUGCUCAUAAACCUCCCGGUUGCAGUUGGAUUGAGCUUGAUAGCCAAGUUCAUCAGUUUUACUCAGUAGACAAAUCUCACCCUAAAAUGGAAGAGAUAUACUCAAUUUUGGAAUGUUUGGUUGAUUCACAUUAGCUUGUAUAUAGCUUCUUGGUGGUUUUUACCUUCCUAAGAGAUUCACAUCCUAUAUUCCUCUUAUAACCAUGAUGUAAUUGGAUUUGGAAAAUUCUUGAACACCAGUUGCUUCUUCGUUAACGGCUUGCGCUGGUAUGCAGUGUCGGCGUAAGUGCUAAACACUCACUAAUUCUAGUGCAUCCAUGGUUAAUCUGGAACUUUAACAAGGAAGAAUUAAAGAAAAUCAUCUUCCAUUUCCUUUUAUUUGUGUGAUUUCUCUUCUGGAGGUGGAUAUAUAUCAGGUCCCCAACAUUCAUGUGUUCUUUGAGUUGUAUUCAUGUUGUGUUUUUUCUUUCUUUUCCGUUUGGACUAUCCGAGGAAAUAUGGUGAAGGAUAGAAAAGGUGAUUAUUGUGGUUGUAUAUAGGCUGGCAUGUAUGCCUCAAUUAUUCAGUUGUGGAGAUUAAUUAUUAAUGAUAGAGCAAUUCA
This is a messenger RNA of Lycium barbarum (goji berry), 2044 nucleotides long. RefSeq names its product pentatricopeptide repeat-containing protein At1g33350. Bases 4 to 1578 code for a protein of 524 amino acids. The record is from RefSeq and is a predicted model, not a curated record. Gene Ontology annotation, molecular function: protein binding; RNA binding. Gene Ontology annotation, biological process: RNA modification. NCBI's taxonomy places the organism in Eukaryota, Viridiplantae, Streptophyta, Magnoliopsida, Solanales, Solanaceae. The transcript has a single exon.